Molecule: messenger RNA, 7002 nt
Organism: Dinoponera quadriceps
Lineage: Eukaryota; Metazoa; Arthropoda; Insecta; Hymenoptera; Formicidae
Exons: 14
Coding region: 1124-3979 (951 amino acids)
Biological process (GO): protein deubiquitination
Molecular function (GO): cysteine-type deubiquitinase activity
Source: RefSeq, a predicted model, not a curated record
CUUUUAGUAUUUGGUCGGUGCUUUCUGGCUGAACUGGCUGCAUCAGUUCGAGAAAUUUACGCACACUGAAGCGUGAAAAUCUCAUACAUACGCUUCAUAAGCAUCAGUAUGUAUGCAAAUUUUUUGAACUGGUUCAGCUAAAAAGAACAGACCAAUUGAAUGCGGAAAGUGGGAACAUGGAUCUUCCGUUCUUUAAAUUUGGCGGGCGUACAACUUUUGGUCUAUCAGCGACAUCUACAACGUAUUAUACAUUCAAAACUUGUGCGAGAGAGAAAGAAAGAACAAUGAACACCGUAUAAAAUGCAGUUGAGAACAAAUCUAUUUAGAGACUUGUCCUUUCUCUCUUCAAGUAAUAUUUAGUAAAAAAAAUAAUCGCUCGCUCUCUUUGCAAUUAACAGUAAAUACGAUGAUUUAAAAAAUGCCCAGAUAAAAACCGUUGAAAAAGUUGGAGGAACAACGUGAAUCACGCCGAUUGGCUGGAGUGACUCUUGAAGGAUGGCGGAAGAAAAUAGAAAUUCGAUGUGAAAAUAACAGAGGCCGGCAUACUACUUCGAUUUACAAUCGUAUGCAUAAACGUGUGCAUAACUUUGAAAAUCGUAGUGACCGCGCGUUAGUGCCGAAUUUGGCGAUUUUUGUCAUUGCCAAGUUGCGAAAAUCUCUCACUCGUUCACCGGCUGCCGUGAAGAAAGAAGUGUUCGUCGCGACUUACGAAGAAUGUGCGACCGAUCUUUCCUCUUCGAGGAACUGUAACCGGAAGCGUCCUCUUCGUCUUCCGUGCCGUUUGAAGCGUCUUCAACACACGCUCGUGCAGUGUGCGCGAAACGCGCCGUAUGUAUUUGUGUUAACAUCGCGGUUCGAGCGUUAGGAACGGCGAAGAUACACUUCGUCUCGACGACCACUCGCGUAUUAACUUUCCGUUUUGCACAUUUCAACCGUUUUAAAUAGCCGCCUUUACAUUGCCCCCCUCUACUUGCACUAGGUGAGUCACGAAAGUGCAAUCGAUAUCGAUCAAAUAUCAAUAUCGAUCAUUGUACGUAAUCAUUCGUCCAAUAACAAGCGAGGCGAAGAUACUUCGUGUUAUACCUGCUCAUAAGAGGAUGGUGAACGUCGUUUUGCAUUAACAAUGGCCGAGGGUGAGAGCUUUGAGUCGACGGCACAUGCAAAUGACCAGAUAUCAGCCACCAGAUAUCAUCCGGAUGUAUCAACUAGAAGAAUGUCGAAACGGAUGCAGGAGCAUACUGGAGUGGAUCUUUGGCUGGAAGAGAAGGGUUAUUACAGAAAGGACACUCCCAAAGAUCCAACUUGCUUAUUUCGGGCAGUCAGCGAACAAGUAUAUCAUACGCAAUAUUAUCAUAUAAGAGUCAGGAAAGAAUGCGUAGCAUUUAUGAAGGAAAUGAGACAUUUGUUCGAGGAAUCAAUAUCUGUGUCAUAUGAACAUUAUUUGGAACAAAUGGCAUGCUUCACCGAAUGGGGAGGUAUGAACGAGAUUCGUGCCAUGUCCCUACUUUAUAAAAGAGACGUGAUUAUAUUUAACGGACAGAAGCAGAUGAUCGAGAACGUUACUAACGGUGGCUUCGAUCAAAAUUUGUUGCUGUGUUACACACCGCCGAAGCAAUACGAGACUGUUCUAUCAUUAUUAUAUGUUAAAAAGGCUGCUUAUUGUCAGUCUCUCGUUUAUGGAACUCUGUACGAGUGCGUUUUCAAUAUGGCUGGUAUAAUGCAUACAGCUGAUAAAAUGUUACACGAUCGAAAUAUCGCAUUUAGACAUGACAGAUUUUUCCAGAAGGGAAAUCUUGAGAUUAGAGAACAAUUGACCGCAGAUUUAUACAAUAGAGUCGAAAGUGAUCAUAUCGAUGCGGACGAAGUGCAAUUCAACUCGAGAGGAAUUCCACCUAUUCCUUACAAGAUCGCGAAAGCGCUUAGUCCUGAUAUUUAUCGCAAUACGGAUUUCGAUACGUGGCAUGAAAUAAAACGAGAGGUAAAAUAUGGAGGAUGGAACAGGAAUAGCAACAACGAGCUUCAAGUCGGCGGCAAAUGUUUGAUUAGCCUGAACUACUUGAUUGAUCAAGCUAAAAGUAAUUAUAAUUCGUCGCAGCCCAGUACCAGUGGAAAUAACGCUAAAAAUGUCCCACAAAAGACUAAACAAGAUAAAUCCUUUUAUUUUGGAUAUAUACAAGGGAUGGGUACAAAUGAAGAGCCGGCUCUGGUUUUUGUCGAAGAAUUAGGAGAGAUGCGUCUUGUUCCGUACGCCGCUCUAAAGCCGUUUCCCCUCGCAAAGAGGAACAAGCAAGGCAGUUCGACGCCACAUAAUAGGAAAAAUAUACCUACGGAUGCAGGACGGCGGUGGAAGAAAACGUACAAUUCAACCUCACGAAAGAGAAAAGAUGCCAUGAAUAUAACUAAUCCCGUAAUACAUAAUACGAGUAGGAAUGGCGUUGAUAGCAUUAAUAUCAAGAGUAUUGACAAAGCCGACUUCAAAGCUGAUGUUUACAACGAUGAAUCCUCUAAAGUAUAUCAUGAGCAAGCCUCAGAGAAUCAUGAUGUAAAAGACUGUGUCAACCAUGCGACAAAUGAAAUAGCUAACAAUCCGCCUACGGCGGUUGCUUACGACAAUUCGCAACCUUUAAAGACAAUUAAUGCAGCGCAAGAGGUGAGCGAGGAGCGUAAGAAUAGUUCUCCAACAUUUACGAAGCACCAUGUCGAUAAUGGUUUUGUAAGCAAGCCUGCAAGAUCCGGAGGAUCUAAUAAUUACGAUAAUAGUUAUCAGAAUACGUAUUCUAAAGCGAAGAUGAUAGACGAGAAUUAUUGUCCUCCUAACAUUAACCCGCAAAUAAAUAUAGUAGCUAAUCCGGAUUUAUUCUACGUCUUCGCAGACGGUAGCUCAUGCCCGGUUUUUCCGUUUCUGCCACGAAAUUUUGGCGAUUUCGACCAAACUGACCAUUUUAUUCCACCGAAAUUUGCAUAUAAUUCGGGUACGGAGUAUUUACGUGUGAAUCAGACUUGGAAUUACGGAUCUAUGCCAUUCGGGCCAAAUCAUUCUGGUGCACCGCCAGAGGGGACGACACCGAACGGUGGCAUCAAUAAUGUCCCGUAUAUGCGAGAUGAAGUAACGAGUCUUGUUAACGGCGUACAGAAUUGCUCGUUAACGUGCAACGAGACAGGGGGAUGCAAUGUUAACGGCAGGGAUGUCGGCAGUGCCGAACCGAUAGUUUACAAAGCUCCGUUUCCGUACAUAAAUGGUGUGCAAAACACGAAGCAUUCUAAGCAGGGAACACCGAGGAAUCUAGGUGGCAAGGACUUCUCGUAUCAGGUUUCGGAUAAGAAACACGGCGGAAUAGCUAAUAAAGGUAACAGAGGCAACAGAGCCCGUUACCAGCAGAACAAUCGCGACGCGCUAGCGUACGCGCAAUACUGGAGUCAUUACGGCGCAGCUAUCCCGACCGUCGCCGCGAACGACGCGAGGAUCGUCGCUCACAUGCAGCGGCCGCAACAUUCGGACCCGAUGGUGCAGCAACAUCAGCAGCAAGUGGCGAACGCGCCUUUCGUACUGCCACCGAACAACGUGAUAUUUUACCCGAACGACGCCGCGGAAGCCUGCUGCAACUCAUACUACGUGAACAGUGCGUUUCUUCCUGUCGCCUGUUUCCCGCCAUAUCACGACGCGCCCGAGAACGCUGCGGCUGUCCCACCGCCGUCCUACCCGCACCUCUUUCCGCAGCACAGCGAGGCUUACCCCCCGGCGCCGAGUUACCCAUCAAUGAUAUACCCACCGGCGCCACCGCAGAUGCAGUUCCCUGCCGUUAUACAACAGCAGCAACAACAGCAGCAACUGCCGCCACCACCAACAGCGAAUGUGCAAGAACACUGGUAUCCCAUGGUGGGACCACCGCCGUCGCACUUCGUGCAAUACGCGGCCCCAUCUGCGCCCGUCAUCACCGAACAGCCUUGCAACGGGCACACUACCGGCGGCUCGGCUUAGCAUUUAAGUCGAGCGAUACCGGAGACUCUAAAGAUUACAGAUCGAUGGUUAUCUCGCGAGUAUCACGGUGUAUACGUUGUGGUACUUACGGUUUACUCGUACUAGUAACAUGGACGUCGACUACACAUUACGUGUAAUAUGUACCUGCGCCUACACCUGUGAUCACAGCAUAAUCCUUGAUAGUGCGCGAACUAUCAUUCGAGAUUCUGAAGUCUGAUAACCGGUAAUGAUUAAGAACCGUGCCAGCGGUUUUGCGGCUUAAUUGUACCCCGAAGACUGAAACUGACCGUGUUAGAUACUGACGAUUUGACUACAGAAGACUAGUUAUUUAGUGAAAUACUUAAGUGACAGACUGCGAAGUACAAUUAACCGCGGGAUGCGCGAUCCGAUACAUUCCGAUGCGCGCAGCCGACGAGAUGGUCUGUUGCGACUUCCUGUGUCGCAGCUCUCUCUCUCUCUCUCUCUCUCUCUCUCUCUCUCUCUCUCUCUCUCUCUCUUUCUCUCUUUCUCUCUCUCUUUCUUUCUCUAUAUAUAUAUACAUAUAUAAGAUGCAAUUGAUUGCAUUCUUGUAGGCACAAUAUUGAAUUCAACAUACUUCAUUAUUCCUUAUACAGUACAAUAUAGAAGAUACAGAAAGUGAUAAUAGGUUUGUGAUGCAACUAGUUGUAUUCACGUAGAUCGCGUAUCAAAUUACGUAGCAAACUCAACACUUCGCUUAUGAAUAUAUAAAUAUUCGAGUUUGUGUAUAUGGCAUAACGUGCUAUCAAAAUAUUCGGUAUUCCAAAGACACAUUUACAUGUCAGUAUAAAUUCAGGUCUUGCAAGUUCGGUUAAGAGAAGAAACACGAAAUAUUCCCUUCGGCUUUAACGUUGUGAGAACAGAUGAUGCAGUCAAUUAGAACAUAUAUUAGUACAAAAUGGCAGGUUCCAUGUAUUACAAUAGUGUUACUCGUUGUGCCAUUACUUUAAAGGUUGAUCAUUUAAAAGCGUAAGUGUAAAAGUAUUCACCUUUUAGAUUAUCUAAGUAUUGACGUCACAUAAAAUAAGAUCUUGUAUUCCGUAACAUUAUUAAGCUUAUGAGUCCUCUUUAUAUCUAUAUACAACGUUUGUUAAAAUUUUUGCGAAAUAAACUAUGCAGACAGACUGAUAGCCGUGUUUUGUUGACCUGGUGCAUCUUUUAAAAUUGAUACACGUGUCUUCUUGAAAAAGAGAAAUUACUUCUAGAAGCUAUCACAAACACAAUGUCAAGUGGACCUUACUUCGAUAAUUCGUAACGAUCAAGCUCUUCCGGAGGUUCGUCACGUUAAAACGGCGAUGAUCGACGGAUAAACCGUAUGACCUCGUACGUGUAUCAACGGCGAUAUCUGACAUUUCUGGGAGUAUUUUAAGAACGUUACGCAAUCCACGCAGCGCACUCGUUACACCGUGCGCUCGAUUGCGCUUUGCAAAAAGGAAACAUGUCACGAAUUUUCUAAAUUUUAUUAAACGAAGUGAUUUUCUUACAAAAGUCAAUCCAGAAUGAUCGUCACCGUGGUGUUCGUGUCCACGUGUACCAUCUCAUAGUGGAAAAUCGUGUAGUAAAGGAAGGAAUAGAUAUACAUAUAUAUAUACAUAUAUAAAUGUAUAUAUAUACGCUCUUUUUUUUAAUGAUACAUUUACAUUUUAAAGUAGAGACGAUAGUCUCGUGUAUAUGAUGAAGAAAGAAAGAGAACUUUGUCGUGAGAAUCGCUUAAGAAAUUUUUUGUCCAAACCGAAAGUUAAAUCGUACAAAACUUACCGGCCGUUUUACAGCGGUAAAUUCACUAUUUCGUAUCUUUAUUUUUGUUUGUCCUUAUCUCUAAUAUAUAAGACGAGACCCUAAGGUGUAGCCUUUGUUAUCCGACCACGGUGCUCGAUAAAAAUGCGCGUCUAUGUCGCGUAUAUAACGUCACUUCGUCUUUUAUAUAUAUAUGUAUAAUUACUCGGCUAAACUAAAAUCUAUAUGUUGUAGACUCAAUGCUUAAGACUAAACGGGACAAUGAAACUUACCAGCCAAUCUUAUGUUUCCUGAUAUACACUUCGCACACGUCAAGAUUUAAAAUGCUUUGCAAUUACACGGACUCUGAUGCAUCGUCGAUUCUAUCAUUCCCGCUCUUACUUUUCUAUGGGCCUUUUCUCGUAAACACAAUUGAAGUUCGACUUAAACAACGCUCUCCACACCCUUGAUCCUGCACACGUAAAUGUGUACAAUCAAGUAUGAAGGAGUACCAGAGGGGUUGCGUAAGUAUCGAUUAACUUCAAUUGCUGCUUAUGGCAAAGGUUUCCUAUGUACUUAAUGGUAGAGUCGCACGAUGCCGGAUUCGAGGUUGAACACACGAUAACAACAUCGGUCAUCACGUGUUUUUUUUUGCUUACGUUAAAGCUUGGAAAACCACAGCGCAUAUUCUGUUCGUACAAAUGUUAUUCACAAAUUUGACUUGUACAUCUCUUGCACAGUAUCGUUUAGUUGUACAGUUUAAGUAGAGUAACACGAGAGACACUCGGGGCUACUGCAGGCUGGUAAUAUAAAAGGGAUCUCUAUGAAUUAACAUUAGACAUCUCAAUACAGACAGAGAUUAAUGUGUGUAUUCGGUAAAACGCGUGUGUCGCGAUCGCAAUGGAAGUCGCAAUGGAGCAGAAUCGCGCGCGCUUCCGCAAACAUCGCAUGCAACAAUGACAUUUAUUCAACUUCACGGAUGAUAUUCGUAUGAGACGCGUCCAGACUCUGUCCUGAAACGAUCUCAAACGAUCGCUUCUCUACGAAUUUACGGUCUACGAGAACGUUAUUAUUGCAGAACGGAAUCUGUUUCUCGGGGCGCGAUGGUAACGCUCGGUUAAUAACAAUGAUAUAAAAUUUAAUAAUUAAAAUUAAUGCCGUGGAUAAAAAGCACGAUCAAUCAUUAAACUGAAUACUUUCAAGGGUUUUCGUAUAUUUGCAAUAGAAAUUCUAAAUAUCGAACCGCACAAUAAUCUCCCCAAGUAUAAUAUAUAAUAUAUAUAUAUAUA